GGGCUCUGGGCGGGGGGUAUGGGCGGGGCCUGUCUCGGGAUCUGUGCUAGCCGCGCCCGGACUGUGCUGCGCAGCUUGGGUGUGUACCUAGCUUGCGAAGGUGAACCAGCACCAACAUGGCUGUCCUCUCGAAGGAAUAUGGGUUCGUGAUUCUCACGGGUGCCGCCAGCUUUGUCAUGGUACUCCAUCUUGCCAUCAAUGUUAACAAGGCCCGCAAGAAGUACAAGGUGGAGUAUCCUGUCAUGUACAGCACAGAUCCUGAGAAUGGGCACCUCUUCAACUGCAUUCAGCGAGCCCACCAGAACACGUUGGAAGUGUACCCUCCCUUCCUCUUUUUCCUAGCUACUGGAGGUGUUUAUCACCCGCGUAUAGCUUCUGGCUUGGGCCUAGCCUGGAUUGUUGGACGAGUUCUUUAUGCAUAUGGCUACUACACAGGAGAUCCCAGCAAGCGGUAUCGAGGAUCUGUGGGGUCAAUCGCCCUCUUCGCCUUGAUGGGCACAACUGUGUGCUCUGCCUUCCAGCAUCUUGGCUGGGUUAAAUCUGGCUUGGGCGGUGGGCCCAGGAGCUGCCAUUGAAGAACUACAGGGGUUUAAAAAACUCAUUCAUCUUGAAUGACUUAUUUCCAUUUAACAUUUUUUUUCUAAAUAUAAUAAAAACUUAUCUGGCAUCAGCCUCAUCAUACCUAA
Molecule: messenger RNA, 686 nt
Organism: Chinchilla lanigera (long-tailed chinchilla)
Lineage: Eukaryota; Metazoa; Chordata; Mammalia; Rodentia; Chinchillidae
Gene: Mgst3
Product: microsomal glutathione S-transferase 3
Exons: 6
Coding region: 117-575 (152 amino acids)
Cellular component (GO): endoplasmic reticulum; membrane; nuclear envelope
Molecular function (GO): glutathione transferase activity; glutathione peroxidase activity
Source: RefSeq, a predicted model, not a curated record